Molecule: messenger RNA, 1948 nt
Organism: Chlamydomonas reinhardtii
Lineage: Eukaryota; Viridiplantae; Chlorophyta; Chlorophyceae; Chlamydomonadales; Chlamydomonadaceae
Exons: 11
Coding region: 29-1162 (377 amino acids)
Molecular function (GO): zinc ion binding; carbonate dehydratase activity
Source: RefSeq, a predicted model, not a curated record
GUCAUUACCUGCAACCCACUUGAACACCAUGGCGCGUACUGGCGCUCUACUCCUGGUCGCGCUGGCGCUUGCGGGCUGCGCGCAGGCUUGCAUCUACAAGUUCGGCACGUCGCCGGACUCCAAGGCCACCGUUUCGGGUGAUCACUGGGACCAUGGCCUCAACGGCGAGAACUGGGAGGGCAAGGACGGCGCAGGCAACGCCUGGGUUUGCAAGACUGGCCGCAAGCAGUCGCCCAUCAACGUGCCCCAGUACCAGGUCCUGGACGGGAAGGGUUCCAAGAUUGCCAACGGCCUGCAGACCCAGUGGUCGUACCCUGACCUGAUGUCCAACGGCACCUCGGUCCAAGUCAUCAACAACGGCCACACCAUCCAGGUGCAGUGGACUUACAACUACGCCGGCCAUGCCACCAUCGCCAUCCCUGCCAUGCACAACCAGACCAACCGCAUCGUGGACGUGCUGGAGAUGCGCCCCAACGACGCCGCCGACCGCGUGACUGCCGUGCCCACCCAGUUCCACUUCCACUCCACCUCGGAGCACCUGCUGGCGGGCAAGAUCUAUCCCCUUGAGUUGCACAUUGUGCACCAGGUGACUGAGAAGCUGGAGGCCUGCAAGGGCGGCUGCUUCAGCGUCACCGGCAUCCUGUUCCAGCUCGACAACGGCCCCGAUAACGAGCUGCUUGAGCCCAUCUUUGCGAACAUGCCCUCGCGCGAGGGCACCUUCAGCAACCUGCCGGCGGGCACCACCAUCAAGCUGGGUGAGCUGCUGCCCAGCGACCGCGACUACGUAACGUACGAGGGCAGCCUCACCACCCCGCCCUGCAGCGAGGGCCUGCUGUGGCACGUCAUGACCCAGCCGCAGCGCAUCAGCUUCGGCCAGUGGAACCGCUACCGCCUGGCUGUGGGCCUGAAGGAGUGCAACUCCACGGAGACCGCCGCGGACGCCGGCCACCACCACCACCACCGCCGCCUGCUGCACAACCACGCGCACCUGGAGGAGGUGCCUGCCGCCACCUCCGAGCCCAAGCACUACUUCCGCCGCGUGAUGCUGGCCGAGUCCGCGAACCCCGAUGCCUACACCUGCAAGGCCGUUGCCUUUGGCCAGAACUUCCGCAACCCCCAGUACGCCAACGGCCGCACCAUCAAGCUGGCCCGCUAUCACUAAACUUCCCAGUAGUUAGUCACGCUACCACCGUCGGCACGGCCAGCAGGCAUUCCAUUUUCCAGGCUUUGCUUCACGGUUUGGUGUGUCAUUCGAUGGUGUUCUUGACGACCCGCGCUUGGCGGGCCUUUCCAAUUUUUUCCAUAGUACACCGAAAUAGUUCUGCGGUGCAGCACGCAUACACACAGUACCGGACGGGCGGCGGGACCUCCUGUUUUCUCCUGACUAGUAAAGAAGUAAGGAAGGUAUGGAGUUGGUUCCACGAUGGGGCAGUCUGAGAGCGGAAUAAAGUCAGUGGGCCGGACGUUGUGGCGAUGGAUGGUAGUGAGGCAAGUAAUACGUACGUAGAGGGCGUACGCGGGUAAUAACGGGAACUUCGACAGCAAUCGAGAGUGUCUGCACGCGAGACAUUUGCGUACAGGGGAGGCACCGGUUCUCCUCGAUGAGUGAUCCGUACUUAUGCAAGUUAUAUAAGGCUGGUGUGGGGCGCUUCAGCACGGUAUGGUUGCCAGCAUGCACGGUCCGGCCUCUGUCUGGCUGGCUGGGUUGUUGGCGGGCUGGCCUCAUGCGCGCCGUCGCACAUGCCGAUCAAUGCAGUUGCUCUCCAGUAGCUGCAAGGCCUGGCUGGGCAAUCCCAUAGCCAUGUCGAAUGUGAAGCAUUGUUUUCUUGGAGAUGGAGGACAGGAGACGCUGACCGGAUGUUUUAAGACGUGCAGGAUGUGGGGAGCGAGGUAGCUACAACGGUGCAGUUGAGGCAGAGACGUGUACGACAUGUAAGAUGCCCAUGGA